This is a messenger RNA of Onychostruthus taczanowskii (white-rumped snowfinch), 1336 nucleotides long. It is a transcript of the gene INO80B, whose product is annotated as INO80 complex subunit B. The transcript has 5 exons. NCBI's taxonomy places the organism in Eukaryota, Metazoa, Chordata, Aves, Passeriformes, Passeridae. The record is from RefSeq and is a predicted model, not a curated record. Bases 51 to 1016 code for a protein of 321 amino acids. Gene Ontology annotation, biological process: chromatin remodeling. Gene Ontology annotation, cellular component: Ino80 complex.
CGAGUUUGGGCGGAAGUGGGUCCGACCCGAAUUGGGUCCCCCGCGGGCGGAUGCGCAGGGCCUGGCGGCGCGGCGGGAUGGAGGCCGGCGGGCACGGGCAGGAGGCCGAGGCGGGCGGCCAUGGCGGCCACAAGAAGAAACACAAGAAGCACAAGAAAAAGCACAAGAAACGGCACCACCACGAGGCGGGGCCGCCCCAGGGGCCCGAACCCCCUCGGCAGCCCCGGCUGAGACUCCGGAUUAAGCUGGGAGGGCAGAUCCUGGGCACCAAGAGUGUCCCCACGUUCACGGUGGUCCCCGAGGGGCCGCACUCGCCGUCCCCGCUGCUGGCAGGGGACGAGGAGGAGCCCAGCGUCCCCAUCGAGCAGUACCGGGCCUGGCUGGGUGAGAACAGCAACCUGGCCCCCUCCCCACUGCCCGAGCUGGACCCCGAGAGCUGCUUCCCCCCCCGUGAGGAGGGGGAGGAGGAGGAGGAGGAAGAGGAGGAGGAAGAGGAGGAGGAGGAGCGGCGCUGGCUGGCGGCCCUGGAGAGGGGGGAGCUCGAUGACAACGGCGACAUCAAGAGGGAGGUGGACGAGUCCCUCCUGACAGCCCGGCAGCGCGCGCUGCUGCACAAGCAGCAGAGCCAGCCCCUGCUGCAGCUGCCCAUGGGCGCCAAGGCCAAGGAGGUGACGGAGGAGAUGCGGGAGAAGCGCGAGGAGCGGGCGCGGCGCCGGCGGCUGCAGGCGGCCCGCAAGGCCGAGGAGAGCAAGAACCAGACCAUCGAGCGCCUGACGCGCACGCACAAGGCCAAGGUGAGGGCCCUGCGCGAGCGCCGCGCCCGCCCCCGGCCCUGCCCGGUGGUGCACUACCGCAGCGCCGCCGACGGCGUCACCGUGUCCUUCCCCGCCGCCCGGCCCUGCGCCGUGCCCGGCUGCACCAACGCCAGGCGCUACAGCUGCGCCCGCACCGGCCGGCCGCUCUGCAGCCUGGGCUGCUACCAGCGCAACCUGCAGCUGCUGCAGAGCGCGGGGUGACGGCGCUCGGGGGGGGGAUGGACCCUCACCGGGGGGCUACGGACCGUCCCCGGGGGCUACAGACCAUCUGCAGGGGCUAUGGACCCUCACCGGGGGCUACGGACCAUCUACAGGGGCUACAGACCCUCCCUGAGGGGCAACAGACCAUCUACAGGGGUUAUAGACCCUCACCGGGGGGCUACGAACCCUCCCCGAGGGGCUACAGACCAUCUACAGGGGCUACAGACCAUCUACAGGGGCUACAGACCAUCUGCAGGGGUUAUGGACCAUCAGCAGGGGCUAUGGACCCUCCCUGGGGGCUAUGGACCCUCCCCAAGGGG